UUCUUAAUACGGGCCGGGCCGGGCCCAGCUGGCCGGUUGGUACAAAUUCCACCUCUGAGCAUAUGCAGCAUAUGAAAAAUCGAAAAUGGCGGCCAUUGCUCCACUCUCUUCCUCCUUGUCGAAAUCGAAACCCUCGGCUUUCCCUUCUUCUUCUUCUUCAACAAAUGCCAUUUCCAGAUGUACUUUCCGCCCCUUCCCGCCCAUUACCCACCGACCUCUGCACAUUUCUAGUUCCCUCCCUCCUAAAGCCGCGACUGCCCCUUCGGACUCACAAAGUUUCACUUCCCGAUUUGCCCCUGACGAGCCCAGAAAAGGCUCCGAUGUCCUCGUGGAGGCCCUCGAACGCCAAGGCGUCACCGACGUAUUCGCCUACCCCGGAGGCGCAUCCAUGGAGAUCCAUCAGGCCCUCACGCGCUCCUCCACCAUCCGCAAUGUUCUCCCCCGCCACGAGCAAGGUGGCGUCUUCGCUGCUGAGGGCUACGCGCGCGCCUCGGGCCUUCCCGGCGUCUGUAUUGCAACCUCGGGCCCUGGCGCUACCAACUUAGUCAGUGGCCUUGCUGACGCACUCCUUGACAGCGUUCCGGUCGUCGCAAUCACUGGACAAGUCCCCCGCCGGAUGAUCGGUACCGACGCUUUUCAAGAGACCCCAAUUGUAGAGGUAACAAGGUCCAUUACAAAGCAUAACUAUCUUGUUCUUGAUGUUGAAGAAAUUCCUAGAAUUGUUAGUGAGGCAUUUUUCUUGGCCACCUCCGGGCGCCCCGGCCCAGUUUUGAUAGAUAUACCAAAAGAUAUACAGCAACAGCUUGUCGUGCCGGAUUGGAAUCAACCCAUUAGAUUAGCGGGGUACAUGUCUAGGCUGCCCAAUCCUCCCAAUGAGGCCCAUUUGGAGCAGAUUGUGAGGUUGGUUUCUGAAUCCAAGAAGCCAGUGUUGUAUGUUGGUGGAGGGUGCUUGAACUCGAGUGAGGAAUUGAGGCUAUUUGUGGAGCUUACAGGGAUCCCUGUCGCGACUACCUUGAUGGGUCUCGGGGCAUAUCCUAGCUCAGAUGAGCUGUCACUCCAAAUGUUGGGAAUGCAUGGGACAGUGCAUGCUAAUUAUGCAGUGGAUAAGUCUGACUUGUUGCUUGCAUUUGGGGUUAGGUUUGAUGACCGGGUUACAGGGAAGCUCGAAGCUUUUGCUAGCCGAGCUAAGAUUGUUCACAUUGAUAUUGAUUCUGCAGAGAUUGGAAAGAAUAAGCAGCCUCAUGUAUCUGUUUGUGCAGAUGUGAGAUUGGCAUUGGGAGGGAUAAACAGGGUAUUGGAGGGAAAAGGAUGCAAGUUAAAACUUGAUUUCUCAGCCUGGACGGAGGAGCUGAAAGAGCAGAAAAUUAGUUAUCCAUUAAAUUAUAAAACAUUUGGUGAUGCCAUUCCUCCUCAGUGUGCUAUUCAGGUUCUUGAUGAAUUAACUGAUGGGAAUGCAAUCAUAAGCACCGGUGUCGGGCAGCAUCAAAUGUGGGCAGCUCAAUUUUACAAAUAUAAGAGGCCUAGACAGUGGUUGACAUCAGGAGGAUUAGGAGCUAUGGGUUUUGGAUUGCCUGCUGCUAUUGGGGCAGCUGUGGCAAAUCCAGAUGCCAUUGUUGUUGAUAUUGAUGGUGAUGGAAGCUUCAUGGUGAAUGUUCAGGAAUUGGCAACUAUCAGGGUGGAAAAUCUUCCCAUUAAGAUAAUGCUGUUGAAUAAUCAGCAUUUGGGUAUGGUUGUUCAAUGGGAGGAUCGCUUCUAUAAGGCGAACAGGGCUCACACUUAUUUAGGGAACCCAUUAAAUGAGUCUGAGAUAUUCCCUAAUAUGCUCAAGUUCGCAGAAGCUUGUGGGAUACCAGCUGCCCGUGUGACAAAGAAGGAACAUCUUAAAGAGGCAAUUCAGAAAAUGCUGGACACUCCUGGUCCAUACUUGUUGGAUGUAAUAGUACCUCAUCAAGAGCAUGUCUUGCCUAUGAUUCCGAGUGGUGGUGCUUUUAAAGAUGUGAUAACUGAGGGUGAUGGAAGAUCAUCUUAUUGAUUUCCGGGGCAGCAUCUAUGUUGUCCAUGUUCGUAUGUACAAAUUUGGAUGUGCUUGAAAUCUUUAGUUCAGUUCAACCACAAAAAAGAAAUGUCUUUAUUUUUUGUAGUUUGCUACUUUGAACUAUACACAAAUAGUAGUUUGAAUUCCUUUUGGAGAGUGCUGUACUUUUAAUAAAUGAAGGUGUGGCAAGUUUCACGGAUUGAAGUUAUUUAUAAGCUCUCUAAAUGUAAUGGUUUAUAAUUUAACUUCAAUAUGAAUUUUCUUUUCUUGA
This is a messenger RNA of Rosa rugosa (rugosa rose), 2306 nucleotides long. RefSeq names its product acetolactate synthase 1, chloroplastic-like. Gene Ontology annotation, cellular component: acetolactate synthase complex. The transcript has a single exon. Lineage: Eukaryota; Viridiplantae; Streptophyta; Magnoliopsida; Rosales; Rosaceae. Gene Ontology annotation, molecular function: flavin adenine dinucleotide binding; magnesium ion binding; acetolactate synthase activity. Gene Ontology annotation, biological process: L-valine biosynthetic process. The record is from RefSeq and is a predicted model, not a curated record. Bases 86 to 2032 code for a protein of 648 amino acids.